This is a messenger RNA of Bicyclus anynana (squinting bush brown), 874 nucleotides long. RefSeq lists its product as uncharacterized. NCBI's taxonomy places the organism in Eukaryota, Metazoa, Arthropoda, Insecta, Lepidoptera, Nymphalidae. The transcript has 3 exons. The coding region runs from base 89 to 874 and encodes 261 amino acids. The record is from RefSeq and is a predicted model, not a curated record.
UUGUGUGUUUGCAAAUAUCGAACACGAUAAAGAAACUAUUGUUUUAUACUUUACAAAUAAUUUCGGAGUUUUGGAUAGAUUCCACAGAAUGGAUUUUGAGCACACCUCAUUAGUUAUAAGGAAUCUUGCUAAACUACAUGCAUUAUCGUUUGCAUUACAAAAAACUCAUCCCGAAGAUUUCGAAUUGAUACGUAGCUUGUGCGCAAAGGAUAUCCAAUACGCUGAUCCGGGAAGCAUACCAAAAUGUUUAAUCAGCUAUUUCAAGUCUUCCAUAAAUGUUAUCUCAAAUCCAGUAGCUAAAGCAAAGCUCGAAGAUAUUACUCCGUCUAUUUUAGCUUUGUUAAGUAAAUGCUCUGCACCGGCACCCAAUUACAGCACGAUUUGUCACGGAGAAUGUUGGAAUAAUAAUAUCCUGUUUAAAUACCAGAGACCAGUGGAUGUCCUGUUUGUUGAUUUCCAAUUGGUUCGCUAUGCGUCACCGGCCACGGACAUAUCUUACUUCCUUUAUAUGGCUACAGAUCCAAAAACUCUCUCUAAACAUUAUCAUCAAUUGAUAGAUAUAUAUUUUGGAACUCUGUCUGCUGUUUUAAGGCAAUGUGAUUUAAAUGUUGAGGAUGUUUAUCCGAGAAGCAUUUUUAUGAAACACUUAAAAGAUUACUCUGUACUAGGAUUGUUAGAAGCUUUAAUAUCUAUGAAAAUAAUAACAGCGGAAGCAGAGGAUGCCCUCAAAAUGAAAAGCAUGAAAUAUCACGCUGAAGAACCGUGUCAGUACGAAACGCAAAAUCAACCGUUAUCAGCCUGGCUGUCCAACGCGAAAAUGCAGCCAGUAUUCCUGCUAUCAUUCCACGUGGGCCUGAUUUGUAUAAAAGCUUAA